Messenger RNA from Penicillium argentinense, 3771 nucleotides. Its product is annotated as pentatricopeptide repeat protein. NCBI's taxonomy places the organism in Eukaryota, Fungi, Ascomycota, Eurotiomycetes, Eurotiales, Aspergillaceae. The transcript has a single exon. Gene Ontology annotation, molecular function: protein binding. The record is from RefSeq and is a predicted model, not a curated record. The coding region runs from base 1 to 3771 and encodes 1256 amino acids.
AUGGUUUUCAAGCCAUUCACCCACCUCGCGCGCCAGAGUUUCACCAAAGCCUUCACCCAUGGCUAUGCUCAGUCGGUAGUGGCGGCGUCGCAGUCCACCUACGCGUCGUCGACCACCUUCAACUCCAUCGCCUCCCAACCCGCCAAAUUCUCCCGCACCCAACUGCAAAAUGCCUUCAACGCGUCGAGCUCGUCCGGCGCCGGCGCCAAGGCCAGCCAGGGUGGCUCGAGUAACGGUGAUUUCGGUCUAGCCGCCUACUACGCCGCCUGGCAACAUGCCCAGCAGACCGGCGAUGACAGCGACUGGAGACAGUUCCAAUUCAAGCGUCGCAUUGGUUGGAAACCCUCCGCCGAGGACAUCGAAGAGGCCAAGGAGGAACGCACCGCCUCGCCCGAACCGCCCCAUCCCACCAAGGCCGCCGUGAACGAGAAUGUCAGCGCUCAAGUAGAGGAGGCUGUCGCCCGGGAAAUUCAGAUUCAGGAGGAGCAAGCACAAGCGGAGGAGGCAACUGAAGGACACGAAACCGCGGCCGAAUCUGCGGUCGAGGAAUCUGUUCUCUCCGAUGCCGCAUCUGAGGCGACCAAGAUCGCUUCGAAUCAAAUUGUGCAGCUGUGUGUGGAGAAGAAGUAUGCCGACAUUCCUAUGGCCUUCCAAGCUGUGCUUCGUGGUGGGUUGACUCCGACUGUGGAGGCAUACAACGCCCUUCUCGUCGCUGCCAUUCGCCUGCACCCCGAGACGACCCAGGCAAUUCCUAAGGCGUUGGACGUGUACUCUGAUAUGCUCCGUCGCAGGGUAAUUCCCGACGAAGACACUUAUCAGACGCUCGUUCAACUGCUGGUUACCCAGGCACAUGAAACGAUCAAUGCCAAGGAGGUUCUGGAGCAGGAGCGCACCCGCUAUGGUGGCAUGGAGGAGCCCGGCAAGUUCAUGCUGCAGUCCAGCGAGCUGGAGCGCGACAUCCUGGCCGAGGACCACUCUCUUGCCAUCGCCGUGAAGCUAUUUGAUACCGCCGUAUCUCGACACUCGCGUCUGGCUUUCCCCGUCGACCUUUACCGUCAGCUGAUCAUUGCUUGUGCCCGCGAGGGUAACAUGGAGGAUAUGAUCCGGAUUUAUUCUCACAUGGAACAGCAAAAGGUCACCCCGCAUGCAUCUAUCUUCCCAUUCAUGAUCGAUGCCUUCGCCGGCGUCAGUGACCUCAAGAGCGCGGUCGAAUGCUACAAUGAGUACCGCUCUCUUGCUGUCUCUGACGACAGCGGAGUCUUCAGCAUUGUCCAGCGUCUGGAUGGAGAAGUUUAUGCCGCCGUGAUCCGAGCCUACAUGACCUGCGGCAAGGAAGACGGUGCCAUGCACUUCCUUGACCGGAUUCGCUCCUCCUUUGACGAAGUGACCGAGCGCGAGAGCCGAUGGGCGGCUAUCGAAGAGGUUAUUGUGCAGGACGGUCUGGUGCAACAGUCGCUCAAGGCCGGCGAGUACGGCAAGGCGCUGGAGCAAGCCAAGGAGCAAUUGCAUGAUGAGGCCCGCGAUCAGGCCAUAUCCCAGAUUUGCAUGACCGCGGCUGAUGCCGGCGAUCUCACCACUGCCUCCGAGGCCUACGAUCGCCUUUCGACCGCGCCUGCCAUCCGCCAGAAGCCCGCCAUCUCCCUCCUCGCCCUGCACAUUCGCCGGGGCAAUGUUUCAGCGGCCCGUUCCUUGUGGAUCAUGCUGAACACGGUGGGUCAGGCAACCCCGGAUAUGGUGCAGCCGACCGCUAUGUAUGCGGUAGCGCAAUUCAAGAGCGGUCAUGUCGACGAGGGUCUCCAUGAGGCCCGCAACAUGUUCACUCGUAUUCGCAAGGCCUCUCUUAACCAGACUGCUGUCGGCGCCGCCACCAGAGAACAGGUCACCGAGUCUCUUCACCUCUUCGGUCGUGUCCUCAUGCAGACGGCCGCUGUUCUCUCGCCGCAAGCUUGCAUGACCCUGUUGUGGUCGAUGGUCGAGAAUGGCGGUCUGGUGUCUCCUCUCGCCGAGCAUGCUGUCGCUAGCCUGGGCCCCAUGGGGAUUUCCCAGAUGGGCCCUGCUGAUCUCACCCUCGCUCUCCAGGUCCAGGCUGGCAUGCUCGCUAGCAACAGUGCCAUGGUGUUCGAUGUUGCUCACCCCGUCCGCUUUGCCCACAUGCUCGACGUCGCCCUGUCGGGUUCGCUCCCGUUGGAUGCCUACACUUCCAGUUUGAUUGACCAGGCCGUUUCCAAGCUUUUCGCGACUCAUCCCGAGAUCGCCAAGAGGUGGCAGGAUCAUCUAGAUGCGUCGAGCCAGGGCUCUCUGGUCUCUGAGCGCCACAGUCCCGUCUCAGCGGCUGACACUUCGAUCACGACCCCUUCGAGCCCUGAUUCCUUUGACCCGUAUGCUCAUGCCACCGACUUCCGUGGAUCUGCUCUCAUCGCUGAAGAGCUUGAGAAGACCACUGGCCGAGCCGAUGUUCACCUCAACGAGUCGUUGAUCCGCUUGAAGAACAUGCGCCGCAUUGGUCGUCACCCUCGCUACAUCACGUAUGCGAAAAUGAUCACUGCCGCUGCUAAGAUCGGCCGUAUGGAGCUGGUUCAGGAGAUCCACGAUAUGGCCCGUGUCGACGUUCCUCUCAACCCGGCUUACAACGCCGUCCAGUACGGUUGGGUCUCGAUUCUGGAUGCUAUGGUUGCUGCCUGUCUCACCCUCGGUGACCGUCACCUGGCAGGCCAGUUCCACCAGCAACUGCUGGGUCUGGGAUCUGCGCCUUCUGCCAACACCUUUGGCCUGUACAUCACCACCCUCAAGGAGUCGACGAAGACCUUCGACGAGGCCACCGAGGCUCUGAAGAUCUUCCACCGUGCUGUUGCCGAGGGAGUCGAGCCCACUUCUUUCCUGUACAAUGCUCUCAUCGGAAAGCUCGGCAAGGCCCGCCGUAUCGACGACUGCCUCGCCUACUUUGCUGAGAUGCGCGCCAACAACGUCCGUCCGACCAGUGUCACCUAUGGUACUAUCGUCAACGCCCUUUGCCGUGUCAGCGAUGAGCGUUUCGCCGAGGAGAUGUUCGAGGAGAUGGAGUCCAUGCCCAACUACAAGCCCCGCCCGGCUCCUUACAACUCCAUGAUCCAGUACUUCCUGAACACUAAGCGUGACCGCAGCAAGGUCCUGGCCUACUACGAGCGCAUGCAAUCCCGGAACAUCAAGCCCACUAUGCACACCUACAAGCUUCUCAUUGAUGCUCACGCCUCGCUCGAGCCGGUUGAUAUGGUUGCUGCGGAGAAGGUCCUGCAAUCAAUGAAGGCCGCCGGUCAGCAGCCCGAUGCCGUUCACUACGCCUCACUUAUCCACGCCCAGGGUUGUGUCCAGCACGACCUGCCCGCCGCCCGGAAGGUCUUUGACUCCGUUGUCUCCGACCGCCGCGUGCGCCCGCAGCCUUGCAUGUACCAGGCUCUCUUCGAGGCCAUGGUCGCCAACAACCGUGUCGCUGAAACCGAGGACGUCGUCAAGAACAUGAUGCAGCGCAACGUUGAGAUGACCGCCUACAUCGCCAACACUCUCAUCCAUGGAUGGGCCACCGAGGGCAACGUCUCCAAGGCCAAGGCCAUCUACGACAGCAUUGGUCUUGAGAAGCGCGAGCCUAGCACCUACGAGGCUAUGACCCGCGCUUUCCUCACUGCCGACGACCACGCCAGUGCCACCGUCAUCGUCCAGGAGAUGAUGUCGCGUGGAUACCCCUCUGCAGUGGCCAGCAAGAUCGUCGACCUUGUCGGUGGCUCUCCCUCCAUCUAA